AUGGCUGACCCUCGAAAACAAGAACAAGCAAAAGAGUCUCUGGUUGUCACUGCCAAAAAAUGGGGAGUUUACCUGCUUACGCUCCUAACAGAGAAUCCUGUUCCUCCAGCUCUUCUCGCUACGCUCAUCUUUGCACAGCAUGCCCGACCAUUUCAACCCCUUCCCAUGCUAUUUCCACCUUUGUUACUCUUUUCGACUUAUCUCAACUUGCAAGGCUUCAAGAUCGACAGCGCGGGAACGACAGCUGCGCUGAGUGGUACCUAUUUGGUUCUGGCUGGGAGGAGAAGAAUGGGUUUCAUGAAUAAAUUCGGCGCGAGGGGCAUCAUUCGAGGCGCCACAAUGGGAUUGUGUCUGGUGAAUUUGGUUGGUGGAAGUCUUGCCUAUGGGUUCGGAAAGAGAGCGGAGGAGGACGAGAAGAGGAAGCAGCUGUGA
Messenger RNA from Cladophialophora psammophila CBS 110553, 432 nucleotides. RefSeq lists its product as uncharacterized. The record is from RefSeq and is a predicted model, not a curated record. Bases 1 to 432 code for a protein of 143 amino acids. Lineage: Eukaryota; Fungi; Ascomycota; Eurotiomycetes; Chaetothyriales; Herpotrichiellaceae. The transcript is spliced from 2 exons.